UGCCAAUAGAACUGGGUGCUACCCACAGCGAGCGGGGGUUCAAUAUUCAAUGUGGGUCAUCCAUAUCCUAAAAAACACCCUUAUUCUCAUCUCUUGUUCUCGUUUUCGUACAUUACAGAUACCUAUUCGACUAUAAUGGCUGAUACUGAAGAAAAGAAAAUUGUCCAAGAAGAAAAGGAAGAAGUUGAACAAUCUCCCGAUGUUCAUUUUGAACCUGUUAUUCAAUUGAGUGAAGUAGAAGUCAAGACAAUGGAAGAAGAAGAAGAAGUUUUAUUCAAAAUGCGCGCAAAGUUAUUCCGUUACGAUAAACAAUUGAAAGAAUGGAAGGAACGAGGAACUGGUGAUGUCAAGUUUUUACAACACAAGGAAUCCAAAAAGGUGCGUUUAGUGAUGCGACGUGAUAAAACUUUGAAGGUAUGUGCCAACCAUUACGUGAACAAAGAUAUGAAAUUAUCUCCCAAUGUUGGAUCUGACCGUUCCUGGGUGUGGAAUGUUGCUGCUGAUGUUUCUGAUGGUGAAGCCAAACCUGAAACUUUAGCCAUUCGUUUCGCCAACUCUGAAAACGCCAAUUUAUUCAAGGAAAAAUUCGAAGAAUGCCAAAAGAUCAACGAAGCACUCAAGAAGACUGAUACCGAACCUAAGAAGGACGAAGCUGAAAAGAAGGAUGAAGAAAAGAAGGAUUAAUUUUAUCUCUUUAGUUUAGUUUCACCUUUUUCUCACCCCCCUCAUCUAUCAACUUUUUUUUUUCUCUUAUCUUUUUAUUGUUAGUGAUAGGUAGUGUUCAUAGCUUUUUAGUAUAUUAAAAUAAUAAAAGAAUAGUACAAUC
Messenger RNA from Halteromyces radiatus, 826 nucleotides. RefSeq lists its product as uncharacterized. Gene Ontology annotation, molecular function: GTPase activator activity. Gene Ontology annotation, biological process: nucleocytoplasmic transport. Bases 136 to 684 code for a protein of 182 amino acids. The record is from RefSeq and is a predicted model, not a curated record. Gene Ontology annotation, cellular component: cytoplasm; nuclear pore. Lineage: Eukaryota; Fungi; Mucoromycota; Mucoromycetes; Mucorales; Cunninghamellaceae. The transcript has 3 exons.